AUGGACCGGGCUCUGGCCGCGCAGAUAAGCGAGGCGGUGGCCGACAAGUUGCUGCUUUACAGGCGAGACACGUCUGGGUGGAAGAUUUGCCGGGAAGGCAAUGGAGUUUCGGUUUCCUGGAGGCCAUCUGUGGAGUUUCCAGGGAACCUGUACCGAGGAGAAGGUGAUGUGUUGGGAACUCCAGAAACCGUCUGGGAGUGUAUAAAGCCGGUUGCUGGAGGCCUACGAGAGAAAUGGGAUGCGAACGUGAGCACUUUUGAAAUCCUAGAAAGCAUUAGUGAUACACUGUGCGUUAGCAGAACCUCCACCCCCUCAGCUGCCAUGAAGAUCAUUUCUCCCAGAGAUUUUGUGGACUUGGUGCUCAUCAGAAAAUACGAGGAUGGGACCAUCAGCACGAAUGCUACCCAUGUUGACUAUCCGUUAUGCCCUCCGAAAUCCGGUUAUGUGAGAGGAUUUAACCACCCUUGUGGCUGCUUCUGUGAACCUCUGCCAGGGGAGCCCAACAAGACUCACCUGGUCACAUUCUUCCAGACCGACCUCAGUGGUUACCUCCCACAGACGGUGGUGGAAUCUUUCUUCCCCCGCAGCAUGGCUACGUUUUACGUUAACCUUCAGACAGCAGUGACAAAAUUCCAAGCAUGA
Molecule: messenger RNA, 642 nt
Organism: Chrysochloris asiatica (Cape golden mole)
Lineage: Eukaryota; Metazoa; Chordata; Mammalia; Afrosoricida; Chrysochloridae
Gene: STARD5
Product: StAR-related lipid transfer (START) domain containing 5
Exons: 6
Coding region: 1-642 (213 amino acids)
Molecular function (GO): lipid binding
Source: RefSeq, a predicted model, not a curated record